UAUUAUUCAUUCAUUCGUUCAUUGCCUUCACCGUUUUCUGCUGAUGUGUACGUUGAAACGAAUUUAUAAAUAUUUUUUGAGAAAUCAGUGAUUAGUUUUCAAAAAUGUUUCAAAAUAUGUUGAUGACGGCGUUAACACCUCUUGGAAUUACAAAUGAGGUUCAACAAUGGCAAAAUAUGCCGUUUACUACCGUAUGGCCAGAGCAAAAUAUAAAAGAAGAAAUAACAGAAGUACCAGUAAUAAGAAAAAAGCCGAAGAGAAUGCGAACGGCGUACACAACAGAGCAGUUGAAGGUUCUGGAGAAAACUUACAAUAGAUUUAAAUACAUCGACGUGAAUCACCGGCGGGAACUCGCCGCCACUCUCAACAUCGGGGAGAAGAGCAUCAAGGUCUGGUUCCAGAACAGGAGGAUGAAAGAAAAGAGGACGUCAUCAGAAUCCAGUUGCGAUUCUUCGAGCGAGAUAUCUCGUGAGAUGUCUCCACCGCAUGUGGAAACACAUAAACCAGCUUUUGAUUAUUCUAAUGCACAUAAUACUGAUAAUUUGGAACCUCGAUAUGAAUUCCCCGUGUAUCACGUCCAGGCUUAUCCUGAACAAUUUUAUGGUCAAAGCAAAGCUCCAAUAACACACUACCCAGAAAACUACCAAAAUGUUAAACCUACUACGGAUCAGACAGAGUCAUUUGUUAAGGAAGGUGGUGUGUAUCCUACUCAGUACUAUCCCACUUCGGUUGAUUACAACAAUUCGGAAGGCAACUAUGGAUAUAACAAUAAUGAUGUAACGAGUUCGAAUUACUGGUCGCCCAAUGGUUUUGAUUUAAGCUACUUUCAACCUAAUUAUUGAUUCAUACAAUUUUAGAUAAUAUGGCUAUUAAGAAAACCUAAUUUCUUAAAUAAUAUAAUUAUAACAUAUAAUUUAUUAAUUAGAAUAAGAAAAUAUUAUUAAUUUAUUGUA
Messenger RNA from Plodia interpunctella (Indianmeal moth), 953 nucleotides. RefSeq names its product homeobox protein pnx-like. The transcript has 3 exons. Gene Ontology annotation, molecular function: DNA-binding transcription factor activity, RNA polymerase II-specific; DNA binding. The record is from RefSeq and is a predicted model, not a curated record. The coding region runs from base 105 to 842 and encodes 245 amino acids. Gene Ontology annotation, biological process: regulation of DNA-templated transcription. NCBI's taxonomy places the organism in Eukaryota, Metazoa, Arthropoda, Insecta, Lepidoptera, Pyralidae.